UUUUUUUCCUUCCAAUUUCCAUUUCAGAGUUCCGACUUUUGAGCCGACAGUUCCGAUUUCCCGACAUCUUUGUUAUUUCCGACCGACCCCUGCCUGGGAUGUCACGGGUUUCCUGAAAUCCGGACUUCUUUUGACCCUAAACUCGCCCCGAGACCUUCUCUUUUCUAACCCCCAGUCGGAAACCCUACCUGACUUUUUUCUCGAUCUGUGACAUUUUUGAUACGUGCACCAUUUUGGCGGACUAACUAGUGAAAUUAAAGUUUGAACACGGUCUCGGUGGCUGAGGCCAGGUAGUCCGAAACUACCUUGUUUCCAGGACGGUACUCUAAUUGAAAUUAUCAGAAUUACGUCUAAUAUUAAAACUAGCAGGAAUUUUUCUAUGUUUUUUAAAAAUACUUUUCACAUAUUUUUUAGUUCUAAUGAUAUGGCUUUUGUCAGUCUUCCAGUUAACGGUGUUGAAGAUUCCACAGACCUGGCUUUUUUCAAACAAUAUGCUUUACCUGUUAUAAAAAGUGCAAUUCGUGAUUAUUUGAGAGCAGAUACUGUUGUGGAGAUUGCCCCACCUUCAAUGGGAACAUUGAGGAGAGAGCCGUUUUUGAAGAAAACCCAAAUCCAAUUCCCUGAGGUUCGUGUUUGCCGUCUCCUCCAUUAUAUGCUAGAUAGACCCGAACUUGGACAACUUGUUUUGGAAGAAAUUUUGCCAAAUUUAUUGGAAACUUUUUGUUUGAGAGAUUCAAAUUUAUUAAAAGAAUUUGGUGGAGAAUGUGAAGCUAUUGACCCUUCUUUUGAAAAUUUUGCUGAAUCGUUUAUUAUUUUUAAAGGAAAUGAGUCUUUUAAUAAUAUUGAUGGAGAUGGUGAUCAACAGACUCGUCGAACAGAAGAAAUACUUAAAAAUUUUAAUUCUCUCUUGAAAGCUUUAGAACCUAAUUUUUUAUGGAAUUUUUUUGAAAAACUUUUUACAAUGAUAAAAACUCAGAAUGAAGUAAUAGAAGAAAACGAAUUAAAUAGUAAAUAUUUGCCUUCAUUUUCGUUAGAUAGUGAUUGUCAAUCUCAAAAAAAUCAAUUAUGUGCUCUUUUUCCAGUGAUGAUUCUCUAUUCAUUAAAAAACGUUCAAUUAGAUAUAAACGAAGAUAUCCGUUCAAUCUAUUUACCAAAAUUGUUGAAACACAUACUUGUCGGAAUUGAUUUGUCUUCUUCUUCUCCAUUAAUAAUAGAAAAUAAUUAUGUUGCAAUAAUUGUAGUUUGUCGACAUUUACUAGCUGAAAUUAAUCAAAACACUGUUUCUAAUGUUUUUGAAUCUUUGCAUAAUAAUAAAGAAGGAGAAAGUAAUAGUGCUAGAUCGUCUCCAAAUAGGACAGAGAAACGAGAGAAGGAGUUGGCUGGAGAACAGCAAUGUGUCGAAUCUUCAUUGGAAGCUUGUAUUCAAACUUUUACUUCAAUAUGUAAUUGGUAUAUAAAAAAUCGAGAACGUGAUAGAUGUGGAAUUUUGCUGGCUAUUUGUCUGUUAGUCAGAGAUUUUGCUGAUUUUCCGUUUUAUAGUCUUCAACCAUCUUUGGCCUGUUGUUCUUCUUUGACUGACUCAAUAUAUUCUUCUCAAUCAAAAUUUGAAUGGCUUCAUGCCUUAAUUUCUGCAAUUGAUCCAGUUUCAUGGAAAUCCUCUGACUUUUCAAUUGACAAAACUGAUUUUGAUAUUCGUUCAAAACUUUUGGAUUUAAUCUUAUAUUUAACUGUUCGCUCCCUUUCAAUGAUUGAACAACAUUCUGCUGUAGCUGGGAGAAUUAUGAAUAAUAAGAAAACUGAAAAAGAGUUGAAGACAACUACAACAGUUUUGUUAAGACCUUUUUUGUCAACUGGUGAUUUACAAGAGAUUGACAAAAAUGAGCUUUUCAUGAAAUCUGCCUUAGCACUAUGGAAACGUUUCUCAGAAAACACUGAUCUAGAACGAGUACAAACUGUUGCUCUUUUACUACUUCAACUUCAUUCUCGAAAAAUUAAUGAUUCUAGUAGCGAAGUUGAAGAGAUUAUUGUGUCUGAGUUAACUUGUAAUAACAAAAAUAUUAGUGGUGAAGCUGCGAGAAAAUUUAGAGAUUUAUGGGCGUUUUGUAGGAGUGCACAAAUUGAUGAGGUUUAUACUGGAAUUGCUUUGAAGCCAAUGAAUCGGUAAAAAAAUUUUUUUAAAAGGAACAAGGGAAGAAUCUGGGCGUGGAAAAAAAUAAGGGGGGGGGGUUUCUUGCAGAUAAUUCUUGAGGACUUUUUAACAAGGGAUCCAAGGACCUUAAACUGACAGGGGCCCUUCUGAACUUUGUUAUUAAUUUUUUUGGUUUUAGUAUCGUGUAAGGCAUAAUCGCUUUCCUAUUUCCAAUUUUUUGGUUUUUUUUCUCUUCGAAGCCAUUUUC
Molecule: messenger RNA, 2396 nt
Organism: Meloidogyne enterolobii
Lineage: Eukaryota; Metazoa; Nematoda; Chromadorea; Rhabditida; Meloidogynidae
Source: the annotation of a GenBank genome assembly